CUUAACCACUAUGCUACACUGCCGCCCUAGUAAAGUGUAAUGAUUUCAGAGCACUUAACUGUCUCAGCCCUGCUGUGAUCUGAACCCUCUCUUUGUCCCAUGCAGAAAUUACAGAGAGUACCUUUGAGGCCAGUCAAUAUUUAUUUAUUCAUUCAUUUAUUUUAUAUGCAGUCAUACUGUGCAAUCAGACAUCCAUUUUAGCCCUUGCACUACUGGAAAUGAUCUCAGCUGAAGCUGAAUUUCUCUGUCUCUAUUUUGCUUCCAAUGUGUUCAGUCUUUAGUCAAAUCUGGCUUUGAGUAACACUAUCUUUAUAUUAAUUGCUGUGCAGAUCAAAUUUCAAGCGACACAUAUAUUGAGCAUAACCAUAUACUGCAUGGUUAUUUCUGCACUUCCAAGUACAUCUGCUUUACAUGUGAGAAAGAACAAAAAUAUUUUUAGUUUGUUCCUUUCAUGAAAGAUACAUAUUUGUAUUCUUGCAGACAAUAAACUUUGAAUAUGUCCAUGGUAAACUUGCCUACAUUUUUGUGUAAAAAUAUCUCAAAAUUGACAUUCUUUGCUUGAUUCAAUAAAAAUACUUCCAUGCUUAACUGAGCCACUACUUAGCUUUGGUGUGGUACUUGUGUAAAUCACAUGUCCAAUUGUAAAAUAUUGGAUACAAAUGCACACAGUGAUUACAAUAUAUUAUGAUCAAGAAAAUGAGACAUUAAUAACUGAUUCUUUGUUGACACAUUAGCAAAUAACAAUUUUUUUUUACAAUGCUGUUGAGUCCUGUGAAGAAAAAAUUUAGGACGGCCAAAUAAUCCAUAGAAAUACCCAACUGAAUUUUUGAUUUAUGUGAAGUAGAGAUUAAAAAGAUCUUCAUAAUAGAACAUUGAGCAUGUUGUCAUUGAAUUCCUUCUACUGAGUCCUUAAAAAUCGAAUCCUAUCUUCAAAAAGACACAUUCCAAGGUUUGAUGUCACUGUAAUGCUUUCAAACCUGUCCAAGGUCCUACAGAUGGAUACAUUAUGAGGAAUGUGAUGAUGUAUCUGUUCUGGGUGUUUCUGGGUAAGAUGAACCGUGUUGAGGAGGGACACAUGGUGCGCAGAAUCUGCACAUUGGUUCUGCGAAACCGUGUACAGCGUGGAGGGUACAAUCCAUGUGCGGUGUAGAGUUCAGCAACUCGUGUUCCCAUGCCAAAUCAGGGGCAUUACCGAAUCAUACAUACGUGACUUGGAAAGUGCUUAUCAUUACCAUCAUCAUAAAUGUAAAAUCUGUUGCAUGUAUAAAAGAAAUUAAUGACCUAUGGGACGAGGACUUCAACCCCAUGCAAUACGGUUUAUACAUAUCUUAUCAGUGACUAAUGUUGCUGGUAAGUUCCCAAGAUGCAAGCAGGUAAAUUUUUACUGUGAACCAACUGCUAGUAGCCCAUAGUUUCACAAUGCGGCUUCAAAAAAUACCUUCACUUUCAUAGUGGCCAAGCUCCAUAACCUUAGAUGAACCAAAAGGCACAACUGUGAGGAAACUUGCUCCCUUAGCAUAAUGUGUGUUUGCUUCUGUGACAUGAGCGCGGUUUCAAAGAUACAGUGUAAAUCUUUAAACAGUAAAGUACCUCCAUUGAACAGUCAAAUCUAAGGUGUGCAUGAGGCCUUUAUACUAAGGUAUGAUGUUAUAUCAUGGUAAAUGUGGGUUAUCAUUCUCAAUCUGCUGUAACAUGCACUCUGCCAGUGUGGAAAAGGUCAGUUUUAGCCUAGAUUUCUGUAUUGCAGAGGUCGAUUCUGCUGUCAUACCUAUGUGCUCUCGGCGGCCAGUUGGCCCUGUAUCUCUGCGUUAUCAGGAUUCAGGUGGAGCUGAGGGUGUGAUGUGGAACAAGAGUGACAGGAAGAGGAACAAUAGGGGUGACAGCGGAGCAGUCAAAUUUGGACUUUGUGUUCUUGGUCUGUUAUAAAUACGGCUAUCAAACUGCUGCGACCAACAGACUCAUACAGACAAACUUGGCGCUCACACACAAUCAGGCUCACAGGUAAGACCAGCACUGAUCCUUCACAAAAUCACUGAAUGUUUAUGUCUGGACUCUGGACUGAAAUGUAAAGUUUGUCAUAAAGUGGUUGAUCAAAUUAUUUACUUAUUUAUUUUAUUUUUUUUUUUAUGAAGGAUUCCAAACGCAAUCAUGAAGGUAUUUCUGGUGCUUGCAUUUGUGGCAUUCACUGGUUGCCAUGCCAACCUUCUGUGGGCAGACCCACCCAAGUCACAGCUGGAGCAGGUGAAAGAUGCAUUCUGGGACUAUGUUGCCAAGGCAACACAAACUGCUGAAGACACCCUGAAGAUGAUCAGACAGUCAGAGCUGGGCCAGGAAGUGAAUGCUAGGAUCACAGAGAGCGCAGAUGCUGCCAGCCAAUACGCAGUCACUCUGCACAGUCAGGUGACCCCACUGGCACAGGACCUCGUGACCAAGAUCUCCCAGGAGGCCGAGCUGCUGAAGGAGCGUCUGGGGAAGGACCUGAUCACUGUCAGAGACCAGCUGGAGCCCUACAGUGAAGAGCUGAAGAGCAAAAUUCAGCAGCACGUGGAGAAGCUGAGGCAGGAGCUGGCCCCCUACACUGAGUCCCUGGACACUGCCGCCCUGAAGGCCACCCUGCUCCAGAAGAGCGAGGAGCUGAAAGGGAGCCUGGAGCAGAGUGUGCAGGAGCUGCAGUCCCAGCUUGGCCCCUACACCGAGGAGCUGAAGGAGAAAGUGGACCAGCAUCUGCAGGAGUUCAAGAACAGCGUGGCUCCCCUGGCUGAUAAUGUCCAGACCCAGCUGGCCGAGAGAGCCAAGAUGCUGCAGCAGAGCCUGGCGCCCUACGCUGAAGACCUGAAGGAGAAGCUGAACCCCUACGCCCAGGACCUCAAAGCCCAGCUGACCGCACUCUGGGAGUCUUUCACCAAGAGGGCUUAGAGCUAGAGGGACUAUUUCUCUUUGUUCAUGCUUCACAACUCUCCUUCCCAGAAAGAGACACAUCAUCUGUCUCUCAUCAUUGCUUUGUAACGUCAUUGUCAACACAACACAACACAACACUGCUUACAGUUUAUAACGACUCCACUUUGGUCUAUGCUUGUAAUGUGUGUAAAUUAUUUAUGAAAGUCUCCCUGUGCUAUUUACAAGUGCACUGAACAUGGAUUAGAAACUAUGUAUAACUAAUGUAUGAAAAUAAAAGAUAAGAAAAUGUAUCAGCACUGAUUAGUACAUGGUCUUUAAUCGCUUGGUGAAAACACAAUUUAUGUAUUUAGCAUAUACUACAUUUGUAACAAGCAACUUAUACAUUUGUCGGUCUCACUGUCCACCAUCAUCAUUUUUAAUUCCAGGCCCCUUCCUUUCAAUGACACGCACAUACACACACUAACCUCCAGAUGUGUGAAGGGUAUGCAGUGGAUAUGACAUGACAUCACAUGCAAUUACCAAACACGUACUGGCCAUUGUAAAACUUUUGUGCUGACACAAAGAAGUAAAAUUUACACCUCUGUGAAAAACAUUGGUCACCUCUGCACCUCAGUGUGAUCUUUUUUCAAUGCCUACUCAUCACAAGACGAAGUUGAGCACACAGCAGAUUUUUUUGUGUUUUCCCAUGCUACUCCAGCAGUGCUUACACAAAUGUGUGGAAGCGGCAAUGUUUUUUCAGCAGUGCAGGGGUUACAUUGCUAUCUGUAAUACUUCAUAGGUUUUCUGGUCACAUGUGUUUGGCAACAUUUCUGUACCAUAUGUAGUGAUUUCUCCCUGGUCCUCAGUGCUAGAUCCUGUGGAGGUGCUGCCUGUAGUGCUGAACAGGCUGGCUUUCCUGGUUUUUACUCACCCUGAAUUAGCCUUUGUACACCAUCACAUGUUAGUGGAAAUGCAGUAUACAGUAUGUGUCAAUGUAUUUUCCCAUACAUCGUGAAAUACUUAACAUCCAAGCAAGCAAGACCAGGGUGAGAGGUGCAAGGAAAAACACCUUUCCAACAAGGAGGAAGAAGAAGACAACAACACAGAAUUCAGCCCUCUAUGUGAGAACAAAAUAUAUUAUAUUCCUUAACCAUUUCAAUCUGAGCCAAUGCAGUUACAAUUAAUGUUCUCACCAUUUGAUCAUAUUACAGCUAUUUGACGUUGCUUGUGUCCUACUCAGGCCUGGCACUAUGGGGGUGCUUAGGGGUGCAUUGUACUGUGCACCCCCAGUUGUCUCCUUAUAUCCCGAU
Molecule: messenger RNA, 4187 nt
Organism: Megalops cyprinoides (Indo-Pacific tarpon)
Lineage: Eukaryota; Metazoa; Chordata; Actinopteri; Elopiformes; Megalopidae
Product: apolipoprotein A-IV-like
Exons: 3
Coding region: 2149-2916 (255 amino acids)
Biological process (GO): high-density lipoprotein particle assembly; lipoprotein metabolic process; very-low-density lipoprotein particle remodeling
Cellular component (GO): blood microparticle; chylomicron; extracellular region
Molecular function (GO): cholesterol binding; phospholipid binding; phosphatidylcholine-sterol O-acyltransferase activator activity
Source: RefSeq, a predicted model, not a curated record